Messenger RNA from Eruca vesicaria subsp. sativa (arugula), 1131 nucleotides. NCBI's taxonomy places the organism in Eukaryota, Viridiplantae, Streptophyta, Magnoliopsida, Brassicales, Brassicaceae. The record is from the annotation of a GenBank genome assembly.
AUGUCAAUUCCAGCCGCUUCGAACUCCGAGAAGGCACCACAAAAAGAUAAUUAUCAGCCACCAUCAUGUCUUUCUUCGUUGCCCGACGAUGUUGUUUUGAACUGCUUAAGCCGCGUUCCUAGAUGCGAUGACCUAAACAUCUCAUGCGUCUCCAAAACCCUAAGGUCACUCGUGCGUUCCCCCGAGCUCUGCCUUCUGCGAUCUCAUCUCCCCAAGAAGUCCGUCUAUCUCUUCUAUCAUUCCCACCAAGAACCCAACAGGUGUCACUGGAUCACUCUGCGUCCGGGUGAGAAGAUCACUACUACUUAUGACUAUCAGGUGGAAGUGGAACAUAGAUCUUGUUCAUUGUCGGAUCUCCUGAACCCUCCUUAUUUAUCUACGUUCUCCUCUUCUGCCGUCUCUGUGGGAUCAGAGAUCUAUUUCCCUCAGGGAUGUUUUUCUCCCUCCACUAACCUUUGGGUCCUUGAUACUCGUUCUGGUGCCAUACGGAUGGGUCCAAGCAUGAAAGUGGCUAGGUGGGCCCAUAAAGAAGCAAUGGGAGUGGUCGACGGGAAGAUAUACGUGAUUGGUGGAAGCGUUGAAAAGUGCCAAGUGGAAGUGUUUGAUCCAAAGUCACAAACGUGGGAGUUCGCAGGUGAGGACAAAGUGAAACACGAGUCGCGUUUUAGUGCGUCCCUGGAGGAUAAGAUUUACAUGGUGGAGUUGUAUCCUGAGAGAAUCAGUGCGUAUAGUCCGAGAGAAGGUAUAAGCAUCGAGGUGACGGAGAGGCUAACUGAUCAAAUGAACUGCAUGUGUGUGGUCGAGAAUGUGAUAUAUGCUUGUUUUAAGCGGAGUGGGUUGAUGUGGUUUGAUACAAAGCUCAAGGUUUGGAGAAGAUUGGUUGAUUCUAAUGGAAAGGUAACAUUGUAUUCCCUUAUUGCUGAAAAAAUGGGGGAGUUCGAGGGGAAGUUAGCGGUUUUCUGGACACGGUCUAUUAAUACUGAUGGUGUGGUGAAGAAGGACAUUAGGUGUAGAAUGAUUGCAUUGGAUAGGGUAGGAGAAGAGAUUCGUGGGAAGAUCGUGAGGUCUGGUAUUGUGGCCUCAUUCGCGUAUCCCAUUACUUUAAGCCAUUGUUUAGCUGUGUCUGAUUGA